Zea mays is the source of this 1854-nucleotide messenger RNA. RefSeq lists its product as uncharacterized. The transcript has 7 exons. Gene Ontology annotation, biological process: glyoxal metabolic process. The record is from RefSeq and is marked validated. Gene Ontology annotation, cellular component: cytoplasm. Lineage: Eukaryota; Viridiplantae; Streptophyta; Magnoliopsida; Poales; Poaceae. Bases 117 to 1403 code for a protein of 428 amino acids.
CAGACGGAUAGAGACCCGCCCGUCUCUCCCUCCCGGAAAUCCCGCUCCCGCACCGCCUUUCCGCCUUCAGGCGAGCAACAAGGCAAGAAUCCCGCGGCGAGGAUCGGCGAUUCCGGAUGGCCGCGGCCGCAGCGUCCUCGGUGGCGAGGCGUGCCGCCUCGCGCGGCGGCCAGUUCAUCGCCCGCGCCUUCGCCUCGGGAGUUGGCGGCGGCGGCGAGAAGGCCAAGCGGGUGCUGGUGCCGGUGGCCGCCGGCACGGAGCCGAUCGAGGCGGCGACCACCGCGGACGUCCUCAACCGCGCCGGCGCGCGGGUCACCGUCGCCACCGCCGACCCGCCCGGGGACGACGGCCUCCUCGUCCAGGCCGCCUACGGGGUCAAGCUCGUCGCGGACGGCCGCGUCGCCGACCUGCAGGGGGAGCCCUUCGACCUCAUCGCCCUGCCGGGAGGAAUGCCUGGAUCAGUUGGCCUCAGAGACUGCAAAGCGCUCGAGAAGAUGGUCAAGACCCACGCCGAGGAUGGGGGCCUCUACGGCGCCAUCUGUGCUGCGCCGGCGGUGACGCUGGCUUACUGGGGCAUGCUCAAAGGCUUAAAGGCGACAUGUUAUCCGUCGUUCAUGGAGAAGUUCACUGCAGAGGUGAUCCCUGUGGACUCGAGGGUCGUGGUCGACAGAAAUGCGAUCACCAGCCAGGGUCCAGGAACCGCAGUCGAGUUUGCUCUUGCUUUGGUGGAGAAGCUGUAUGGCAAAGAGAAGAUGGAGGAGGUUGCUGGACCUUUGUACUUGCGUCCUCAACAUGGAGUUGAAUAUACCAUAGAAGAACUUAAUUCGGUUGAAUGGAAAUGUGGCAGCACACCUCAGGUUCUUGUUCCAGUUGCUAAUGGUUCAGAGGAAAUUGAAGCUGUCAAUUUGAUAGACGUGUUGCGUAGAGCAGGAGCAAAUGUUAUCGUUGCGUCGGUGGAGGAGAAGUUACAAAUUGUGACCCGUCGCCAUAAGUUUAAUCUAAUUGCUGAUAUGAUGUUGGAUGAAGCCAUUAAAAUGCAAUUUGAUUUGAUUGUCAUGCCGGGAGGUUUGCAAGGUGCUCAGAAGUUUGCUAGUACAAAGCAACUUGUUGACUUACUCAAGAAACAAGCAGAAUCCAAUAAACCUUAUGGUGCAAUAUGUGCUUCUCCAGCUCAUGUGCUUGAGCCGCACGGUUUACUGAAGGGCAAGAAGGCAACAGCAUUUCCACCUAUGUCACACCUGCUCACAGACCAGAGCGCAUGUGAGCAUAGGGUUGUUGUAGAUGGUAACCUUAUCACCAGUAGAGCCCCAGGCACUGCGACAGAGUUCGGCCUAGCCAUUGUUGAAAAACUGUUUGGUCGAGAUAAAGCUGUCAGUAUAGCGAAGGAGUUGAUCUUUAUGUGAGAUUGCACUAAUCUGGUGGUAUGAGAAGUAUCAUAAUGUGGAUAAACAUACCAGAAACCUGAUAGUGGUGCUUCUGUUUCUAUGCCUGAACUGGUAAUAGGCUUAUAGCUGCCUGAGGAUUUCAGUUGAAUGAUACUAUUACAUCACACUGUAAAUUGUGAGCCAAGAAUGUACAUCUUGCAUUCGGUAAGACCAUAAGAGAAAGGUUAUUGUGACUCGUUACUUGUAAAUACGUGCACUGGCUGUUCAAAGAAACUAAGAAAGACAAGGCGGAGGUGCUACCUUCCCACCACCCACCUACCCUACGUCUGAUCAUCAUGGAUUUACACGGGGUUAAGAAGCUGUUUGGCAAAAGAGAGAGCGCUGGACACUUCCAGAAAUAAGGUCUUCAUGUCGUGGUAAACUGUACUGUAUGCUAUUGAUUUGAUAAGAAUUGUACUCUUUUCGAUGU